Messenger RNA from Nilaparvata lugens (brown planthopper), 6147 nucleotides. Its product is annotated as sphingomyelin synthase-related 1. Gene Ontology annotation, cellular component: Golgi membrane; endoplasmic reticulum membrane. Bases 215 to 1648 code for a protein of 477 amino acids. Gene Ontology annotation, molecular function: ceramide cholinephosphotransferase activity; protein binding; sphingomyelin synthase activity. The record is from RefSeq and is a predicted model, not a curated record. The transcript has 6 exons. Gene Ontology annotation, biological process: ceramide biosynthetic process. NCBI's taxonomy places the organism in Eukaryota, Metazoa, Arthropoda, Insecta, Hemiptera, Delphacidae.
UGCGCGUGUUGCCGUCAGUAGCAAAUGUUUCAGUAGUGUGUGUGUAGUUCAUUGGAACUCGUGUUUUACAGGUUAGUCAUGUCCGUCCGUCUAGAGUGGAAAAUGCUCCCAAAUUCUCAUCUUUAUAACAGUUAGCUGUAGCUGUUUAUUAUUUGUAAAUUUCACUGUGAAUUCAAAUUCAAUCGAAAGUCUGCACUGAAAUUUGUUGAGUCUGAUGUGCAAAACUGUGGUAUUGGCAAGUACCGUUAUGUCGAGUGCGUCUAAUUCUUCACAUGUCUUGGAAUGGUCCAUCGUUGAUGUAGAAAAAUGGUUAAAAAUAAAAGGUUUUUCACAAUGUGCGUGCAUACUCAAAGAGCAGUACAUAGAUGGCCGAGCAUUGCUGCUACUCAAUGAAAACGACCUAAAAAGUAUAAACUUGCCCCUCGGUACAGUGAAAAAUUUGGCAUGGGAGAUUCGACAACUGAAAAUUGACAGUCGACAGCUUCUACUUGAACAUGGUUAUGAUCCAGUCAAUCUACAAACCAUCUCAAGAACAAGCUCAGCUGCUAUACAGAGGCCUGAUGUGGACCACGUCCUGAACGCCUACUCGGCAAGCGGCGGGGAGUACGAGUACCUGCACUUGCAGAACUCGAGUCACCACUCGUCCGAGGAUGGCCGAGCGUCCGAGCUGCGACCCGAGUUCUCCAAGGCGCUGAUAGCACUGGCCUACCUGUUCGUCGUCACUUGGAUCACGGCCUUCGUCAUGGUCAUCGUCCACGACCGCGUCCCCGACAUGAAGCGCUACCCGCCGCUGCCCGACAUAUUUCUGGACAAUGUGCCGCAUAUUCCCUGGGCCUUCCACAUGUGCGAAUGGACCGGCACUCUCCUCCUGCUCAUAUGGAUGGUGGUGUUGCUGCUGCACAAGCACAGGUUCAUCCUGGUGCGUCGGUUCUUUGCUCUGUCGGGCACAGUGUUCCUACUGCGCUGCAUCACAAUGUUGAUCACAUCUCUGUCAGUGCCCGGCACCCAUCUCCAAUGCCAGCCCCGGCCCACAUCUUCCCAACCUGAAGAUUACGCACUAGCCGAACUGCUGUCUAAGAUGAAGCAGGCCUAUGUGAUAUGGAAAGGAGCUGGCAUGUCGAUACAGGGCGUCAGAACGUGUGGAGACUACAUGUUCAGUGGUCAUACGGUGGCAUUAACUAUGCUCAACUUCUUCAUCACUGAGUACACACCACGUGACAUCUACCUACUACACACGUUCACGUGGAUGCUGAACAUGUUCGGCAUCUUCUUCAUCCUGUCGGGCCACGAGCACUACUCGAUAGACGUGUUCAUAGCCUUCUACAUCACGUCGCGCCUCUUCCUCUACUACCACACACUCGCCAACAACCAGUCACUCAUGCAGAGAGACACGGGCAGAACCAGAAUCUGGUUCCCGCUGUUCAGCUUUUUCGAGUCAGAUGUCGACGGAAUCGUUCCAAACGAGUACGACACGCUGUUCACACUUACGCACAAGAUUGUCAACUUCAUAAGGCUUGGCUGCAAUCGGGCCGUCUUCCUGUUCCAGAAGAACUUCCCUAGCUCGACGACCAAUGCUGAUAAUUCGUCGCCCAAUGACAGUUCGGCGAGGGAAGCGCUGCUGCGUAAAAAUAAGAAGAAGGAGAAAUGAAAGAAUGGCAAGAGUAGGUGAUGCAGAGUUUUUGAACAGCGUGCCUAAAUCCUUGAAGAGGGUAGUGAAAUGAAAGAAAGAGUGAUGUAGGUACAUCGUUGUAGAACUCCAUUCAAGUAUAGUGGAUAUUAUAAUGGUAUGAUGAAUAUCUGGUAACAGAAAAAUGAUUUGGAAGUGUUAAAUUCAUUCAUAUGAUAUACUAGUCGGGUAUCUGAUAUAUAUGUUAUAUGAAUAGACUGAAUGAAUAGAAUAUGUGAUACCCGACCAAUAUCUCAUAUUAAUAGAAUGGCUGUUAUCACACUUACCGAUUGUCGGCCAACAUUAUAUCGUCACGACACCCAGAAUGUCGUCUUCCGAUUGGCUGAUUUUCACCUACAGCUGAUUGUCAGCCAAUUAGGAAAUUGACUUAUUGGCUCCUAGUGGCUAAUUCUUACCAACAGCUGAUUCUCAGCCAAUUAGAGGAGAUUCUGUGUGUCAUGUUCAAAAAUGUCGACCGACAAUUGGUAAGUGUGAAAACAAUCCCACUCCCUGAAUCAUUCUAGAACCUGCAAAGAAAAUUUAUGUCAUGAAGUCAAAAUAAACCUAGAAUUUUUAGUAGGUUGUCUCUGUAACCUAAUGUAUUGGUUGUUUAAAAUCAGUUGGGUUAAGAAGAAGUGUUUGCAGGAUGUAAAAUGUUAAAUGGAUACGAAGUGUUCUGAGAAUAUAGAUUGUUACAUUGAUGUGAAGCGUUCUCAGAGUAAUUAUCAUUACAUGAAUACGAAGCGUUUUCAGAUUAUAAAUCGGUGUAUAAAGUGGUCUCAGAGUGUAAAUCGUUGAAUGAAUUAUAUUUAUUGCAUUGUAUAGAGUUUUCUUAGAACUCUCUUGGUUAUAAGAAUUUGAAAUGUUUCUCAGAGAUGCGUUCAAAAUCAUGAAAUUUCAGUAAACGUGAUUCCUGUUUCCCCAUAGAAAUAUCACUUUUCUAUUCCAUAUUGUAUAGAAAUUGUCGAUUAUUUCUAUGAAUAGGAGAAUUCCAAAAUGGAUGAGAAGCUUUAAUAAUUUAUUUCAAAGAAAGUCUAUUGAAAAAUUGAUUAUUUUUUCCCAGUCAUUUAUAUUCAAGCUUUACCAUUUCAGGAUUGUGAUUUUCAUUUUUUGGUUAUCAUCACUAGCAUUAUUGUUAGAUUGAACUGACGGUGAAUUCAUGAUAACAUUAGUUUUUAAAUUAGUGUUGAAUUCAAGUGUAAUGGAAAGAAUGAAAACUAUAUAUUGAUGUCACAACUUCAACAACGUUCAUCUAUCACUCAGUUGAAACCAAUAACCAAUAACAAAAAAUUGUUGUAGAGAAGCUUUCAAAGUAUUGCAUAUGAGAAUUCUCUAAUUAAUCGAUUGCGAAUUGAUUAUUUUCUCUAAGAUAUAUUAGGCUAUGCCAAAUUAAAAAGAUUCUUGAUUCGAUGACUUUUUUAUUAAUUCGUGCUAAAGAUUUUCUAUGGGAUCCCUUGAAAUUUUGGCACAGGCAUUUGAAAGUCAAGUUUGGUGAAAUGUUAGUUAUGUAAUAUAUUUUAUAUAUGCCUACCUGAAAUAGUGGUAAAUUAAGUGAACGGUUAGUCACAAUAUUAGUUGGAUAGUAAUUUUGGAAUGAUCAUUUCAUUUCAAUUUAGUUCCUAUUGCUUUAUUAUUUGUAUUUUUCUAUGAUGAUUGAGUCCUUUAUUACAAUUUGAUUAAAAUUUGUAGACACUUGAUUAAAACUAAAUUGAAUAAGAGUAAUUAAAUCCAAAAACUGAAAUUAAUAGAAGAUGAAUAAAUUGAAGAUAGGUCAGAAUAUACGCCAGUUUAGCAAAGCUAGCAAGUUAAUUUAACAUUAUUUUGAAUGCAGAUUAUUAUUAUUAUUUUAGAUUUCCUUCCAUGGUAUGAUAAAUUUAAUUAUAUCCUAAAUAUUUUAUGUUGUAGAUAGUUGGACACUAUAAUAGAGUGGUGCUCAGGCGAAAGUGUUGUAAAUAUUCUAUUGUAAGAUAUUGUAUUACUGUUGUUUUUAAGUUUUGAAGCAAAUUCAAAACUUUUCUAGGGUUCAAAACCUUGAAACUCGUAUUACCAAAGAACAAAAAUAUAAUAAUGUUCAUUGCUUAGCAUAUAUUCGAUAAUCCAUAAAGGUGACCUAUCUAAGAUGGAUGUUAUUUUAGACAUCAAAUAAUUAGAAAUGUAAUAACUAUCAAUUGCAGGUCAAUUGUGUAUGAUGAAUGUAAUUCAUCUUGUUUUUAGAUUUGAAAAGUUAAACUCCGGUGCUUAUAUUAUUCUAUACCAAGCAAAUCACUAGUUCUAGAGAUGAGCUUGCUGCCAAUGCCUUAUUAAGAAAUAAAGCUAUUAUUGGGUACCCCAGGUUUUGGUGCCUAGAGUCAGUAAAUUCGUUAAAUAGGAAAAUGCAAUAGAUUUAAGAAUCCCUUCCUCUGAAAAUUGUUAUAAAAGUAGGCUUAGGUUUCAUAUUAUAACUAGAUAAGGAACCGAGUUCCAUUUCAUAAUUAGAUACAGUAAUGAUGUUGAAUUUUAGAUGGUUUGUGGUUGUAUUUACCAAAAAUUCCAUUCAUACAAUCAACAAUGAUUAAUCUUUUGUGAUCAAUUGAAUCAUAAAGAUAGACGAGCUCAUUUCACAUAUUGCAAAAUACUAAUUUCCAUGGUGAUGAUUCAUUCUUAUUUACUGUAGAAUAUGGCACACUAUCUUACAAACUUGAAAUUAGAAAUGUAUCACUUUUUUGUAGUAACACACUUUUUACUAACUUGCGUCACUACAAAAAAGUGAGUAAAAUUAGUUUCUACUUCAAGUUUUUUAAAUGAAGUAUUGUAGCUAUUUCUAGAAUUUCCAGUUGAAAACUAGACUUCCAAGACUUUACAGUUGGAAAUUACUGAGGUAUUGCAAUUAUUUUCGUUUGAUUAUAAUUAUUUAAUUAUUUCUUGGCCAGCGCAUGUGGUCUAGCGGACUGGAGGUCGCAAAUUCAGUCUUCUUUUAAAUUCCAUUUUCCUAAGACGCUUUUUCUCAUUACCUACGCACAAGUCAUAUGCUUAUGUGGGCUAACAUUAUGUGUACCACAGUGGAUAUGUUUUAAAUUGAAGGAAAUAUUUAUUUCCUCACAGGUAUUAUUCAAUGCCUUUCUAAUAGCUCUAUAAUAUUUGUCUUCAUUCUGAAUGUAAACAGAAAAACGUUCUACUGCUGACUGUUAAUAAGAAACUUAAUUCCAUUGGAAAAGCUUCAGUUUUACAAAAUUUUGUUGAACUGUUGGGUAUAUCAAUCUAUAUACAGAUGUGCCAGUUCAUGUACAAAUUAUUUAAUUAGAUUGAGGCCCGGUUUCUUGGAUACUUAUUAAACCUAAUAAACCAUUAAAACUAUAGAUUUGAUGGUUCAUUCGAUUUAAUGAGUGUCCUUUUUCCUAUAAACCGGACCUGAGCAACACAAACUAUUGUUUCAACUCUUCAAGGUGCCAACUAAUUUUAAUCAGACCUUAAAUCUUAGCUCCUCAUUUCACUCCACUUGGAACUGGUAAAAAAACGUAGAAAUAUUUUUACUUUCACUCAGGCUCGGAUCAAAUAAGUCUCAUAAUAUCUAUUCUAUAACAAUUCAAAAUUUUCCUUUUCCAAAGAGUAACAUAGGUCUUCAAGUAAUAAUAUGUGAGUAGAAUAAUCAAUUGCUGUAUACGAGAAAUUAAUAAACUGUUGUGAUAAUUCACACGAUCCCUAAAUCUUCAUCAAAAGUAAAAUUUCAUUUAUUCUUAUCAAAUUAACUACAGAUGAAUAGUACAUGUGAUUGUUAAGACUCUUCAAUUCAGGUUGAUAGCCUCUCAGACUGUGGUUAAUUUAUUAGGUGUGUGCUCACAGGGAGCAUUCGAAUCGGUCUUACGAGGUUAUAGAUAUAGUUGAUAUCCAUAAAAUUAUAUAGAAACUGUUACAUAGUUAGGAUAUACUUAUAUUAUAUAUUUAUAUGAAAUAUAUCUAUAUCCUCUCAAGACCACUGGAACUCUGAACUUCUAACCGCUCUCUUUGUGCUCACGCCCUAAACUAACAAGCUUUUUAUAUUUUGAAAAUUAUUUUUAUGAAGAAUUUGAAUCCUCUUCUUGCGUUCUAAUACUAAAAACCUAAUUAAUUCAUGGAGAUUUUUGUGUCAUACUAAAAUGAUUACUCAUAACACCAAUAUUUUAUAAUGUAGUGGAAUAUUUCCUUAGAACUCUUGCUUUGCACAGUUUAUUUUUCAAACUUGUACAGUAUUUUGCAAAUUUAAAUUGUACGGUACAUACUAUUGGAACUCGUCAUGUUUCUCAAGCAUUAUAUCAUCUAUCAUUUUAUGUACUCUUACUUAGCUUUACUGAGUAUUUGUGUACGUUUAGUUUGUUGAAAUAAUAUUUAUUGGUCUAUUCGUCAUGAUUUAUUAUUCGAAAUGUGCUAAACUACUUUACUUUUAACAAUUACAUUUCCCUUAUAAUCGAAUUGUAAGCUUGAAAUUGGAUAGUUUAUCAUUUUUAUAUAAAACAAAUUCUACUCGA